AUGGACUUCCUCACGCUGAUCGGAGGCCCGGCCUUCACCCCGACCCAGGCCGAGGAGCUCAAGGGCCGCAUCAACAAGCACGCCGGUCUCGAGUCUCCCGUGGCCAGCCUCACCGGCAAAUGGAUCUACUACGUCCACCUCAAGGGAAGCGACAAGCAGACCGUCACCCAGAAGCUCGUCCGCUGGCUCGAGAUGCCCGCCGACCAGGCCUCCGCCGAUCUGCCCUCCAACACGCCCACCACCAAGACGUACUAUGUGACGCCCCGCAACAUCUCCCCUUGGUCGUCCAAGGGUACAAGCAUCACCCACGUCUGCGGCCUCAAGGACCAGAUCGAGCGCAUCGAGAGGGGCCAGGCCAUCACCGUCACCUUCGACCAAGGCCUGACCAAGGAUACUGAUGCCAUCCCCUUCAAGGACAUCAUCUACGACCGCAUGACCGAGACCAUUGGCCUCGCCCAACCUGACCUCAACACCAUGUUUGUCGAGGGCCAGCGCUACCCCCUCGAGAUUGUCGACAUUUUUGCCGCCGGCACCCAGACCCCGCUCGAGCGCCUUCGCGACCACAACAAGAAGUUCGGCCUCGCCCUCGACGAGUCCGAGAUGGAGUACCUUGUCGAGGUCUUCAAGCGCCAGGGCCGCCCCCCGCACGAUGUCGAGCUCUUCAUGUUCGCCCAGGUCAACUCGGAGCACUGCCGCCACAAGCAGUUCAACGCCAGCUGGACCAUCGACGGCGAGCAGAUGGCCGACAGCCUGUUCGGCAUGAUCCGCAACACCCACAAGACGACGCCCGACUACACCGUCUCCGCCUACAGCGACAACGCCGCCGUCCUCGAGGGUGAGACGGCCGCCUUCUGGGCCCCCGACUACUCUACAGGCUCCUGGAAACUGACCAAGGAGGUCGUUCACAUCCUCGCCAAGGUCGAGACCCACAACCACCCCACAGCCAUAUCCCCCUUCCCCGGUGCUGCCACCGGUGCCGGCGGUGAGAUCCGUGACGAGGGCGCCGUCGGGCGCGGCUCCAAGCCCAAGGCCGGUCUCUGCGGUUUCUGGGUCUCUGAUCUGCUGAUCCCCGACGAGAAGGCCCCUUGGGAGGUCGACAUUGGAAAGCCCGCCCACUUCGCCAGCAGCCUCGAUAUCAUGCUCGAGGCCCCCAUCGGAAGCGCCCGCUUCAACAACGAGUUUGGCCGCCCGUGCCUGCUCGGCUGCUUCCGCACGCUGCUCACCAACGUCGGCAACGACGACGAGCCCGAGUGGCGCGGCUACCACAAGCCCAUCAUGAUCGCCGGGGGUGUCGGCACCGUCCGCCCCCAGCACGCGCUCAAGGACCCCAAGGACGUCAACGAUGGCGCCCACGUCAUCGUUCUCGGUGGUCCCGCCAUGCUCAUCGGCCUCGGUGGCGGUGCUGCCUCCAGUGCCGCCUCGACUGAGGACACGGCCGAACUUGACUUUGCCAGUGUCCAGCGCGGCAACCCUGAGAUGGAGCGUCGCGCCCAGAUGGUCAUUGACACAUGUGUCUCUCUCGGAGACGAGUCGCCCAUCGCCUUCAUCCAUGACGUCGGUGCCGGCGGUCUCUCCAACGCUCUGCCCGAACUCGUCAAGGACGCCGGCUUCGGCGGCAAGUUUGAGCUUCGUCAAGUCCACACCGACGACAAGAGCCUCAGCCCCCUUCAGCUCUGGGCCAACGAGUCUCAGGAGCGUUAUGUCCUUCUCGUCAACAAGGACUCUCUGAACCGCUUCGUCAGCAUCUGCCGCCGCGAGCGUUGCCCCUUUUCCGACGUCGGCACCGUCCUCGCCGAAGACGAGAACGGCAACUCCAAGCUCAUCCUCAGCGACCGUGACUCCACUGAGCACCCCCUGCCCAUUGACCUCCCCAUGUCCGCCCUCUUCCCUCCCGGCCGCCGCCUCGAGCGUGUUGUUGAGAGGCGCGAGCUUGACCUGCCGGCAUUCAACGCUGUCGCCUCGCUCAAGUCCGCCCUCAGCGACACCGCUUCCAAUGCGCAUCUCAUCACCGCUGCGACGGAGCGUGUCUUCCGCAUGCCGGCCGUCGGCUCCAAAUCAUUCCUCAUCACCAUUGGCGACCGGACGGGCGCUCGCCUCUACGAGGCCGUCCACGCUAUUGGCAAGGAGCUCUGCCCCGAGCUGAAGAUCUCGAUUCCCGUCGGAAAGGACUCGACCUCGAUGAAGGCGUCGUGGAAGGACCGCGAGUCUGGCAAGGCACAGAGCGUGACCGCGCCCGUCUCCGCCAUCAUCACCGCUGUCUCUGUCGUCGAGGACGUCAGGCGGACGUGGACGCCCCAGCUCCGCCGCGUCGAGGACGUUGGCGAGACCAUCCUGAUGUACGUUGACCUUGCCGAGGGCAAGCAGGCCAUGGGCGGCUCAGCGCUCGCCCAGUCCUUCGGCCAGCUCGGUAACGAGGCCCCCGAUGUCCGCAACGUCGGUCUCAUCACGGACUACUUCGACGCUCUCAAGCAACUCCACGAGAGCGGCGUUGUGCUCGCCUACCACGACCGCUCCGACGGUGGUCUCAUCACGACCAUCGCCGAGAUGAUGUUUGCCGGUCGCUGCGGUGUUGAACUUCUCCUGGAUGGUGUCGCCAAGUCCGGCUCAGCGGCCGACGUCCUCGAGGCCCUCUUCAACGAGGAGCUCGGUGCCGUGUUCCAGGUUCGCAAGUCGGACGAGACCAACUUCAAGCGCUGCUUCGCCACCUGCGGACCUCCCAAGGGCCUCAUCCGCAAGAUCGGCGUUGUCAAGGCCACCUCCAAGCAAGAACUCACCAUCCGGUACCAGGACCCGACGCCUAUCGUCAACCUGGACCGCGUCGAGAUGCAGCAGUGGUGGUCGCGCACGUCGUACGCCAUGCAGAGGGAACGCGACAGCCCGGCGCACGCCGACAGCGAGUUCGCCACCAUCGCCGAUUCCGAGGACCCGGGCAUCUCCUUCAACCUCAAGUUCCAGCCCAAGGAGGACAUCAACCCCCUGACGGCGACGGUGGGCAGCUUCUUCAAGAACGCACCCAAGGUCGCCAUCCUGCGCGAGGUCGGCGUCAACAGCCACGCCGAGAUGGCGUUCGCCUUCAAGGCGGCUGGCUUUGACCCGAUUGAUGUUCACAUGAGCGACAUCCUCGCAGGCCGCUCGCUGCGCGAGUUUGUCGGUCUCGCCGCCGGCGGCGGCUUCUCGUACGGCGACGUCUUCGGCGCCGGCGUGGGUUGGGCGCAGUCCAUCCUCGAGCACAAGCACGCACGCCAGGAGUUCGAGGCUUUCUUCAACCGCCCAGACACCUUCUCCCUAGGCGUCUGCAACGGUUGCCAGAUGAUUACGAGGCUCAAGGAGCUCAUCCCCGGCGCCGCAGACUGGCCCACCUUCUCGCACAACGCCAGCAGGCAGUUUGAGGCCCGAUUUGGCAUGGUCACCAUUGACGACAGCCGCGCCGCGACGCCCUCCGUCUUCCUCCACGGCAUGAGCGGCUCGUCCCUCCCCAUCGCCGUCUCGCACGGUGAGGGCCGCGCGACGUUCGCCUCGCCAACCCAGCUCGACACGCUCGGCGCCGAGGGUCUCGCGCCGCUACGCUACGUCGACAACCGCCGCCGCAUCGCCGAGCCCGAGUGCUACCCGGCCAACCCCAACGGAAGCCCCGGCGGCGUGGCCGGUGUCCGGAGCAAGGACGGCCGGGUCCUCGCGCUCAUGCCGCACCCCGAGCGCACAAUCAUGGCCGACGUGGCCAGCUACGUGCCGCCCAGUCAGAUUGAGGAAUGGGGCGAGUUUGGCCCCUGGGUCAGGAUGUUCAAGAGCGCGCGCCGGUGGGUGGGCUGA
Molecule: messenger RNA, 3810 nt
Organism: Verticillium dahliae VdLs.17
Lineage: Eukaryota; Fungi; Ascomycota; Sordariomycetes; Glomerellales; Plectosphaerellaceae
Product: phosphoribosylformylglycinamidine synthase
Exons: 3
Coding region: 1-3810 (1269 amino acids)
Source: RefSeq, a predicted model, not a curated record